Messenger RNA from Solanum verrucosum, 1465 nucleotides. Its product is annotated as protein ABA AND ROS SENSITIVE 1. Gene Ontology annotation, cellular component: spliceosomal complex; nucleus. NCBI's taxonomy places the organism in Eukaryota, Viridiplantae, Streptophyta, Magnoliopsida, Solanales, Solanaceae. Gene Ontology annotation, molecular function: zinc ion binding; nucleic acid binding. Bases 114 to 1106 code for a protein of 330 amino acids. The transcript is spliced from 9 exons. Gene Ontology annotation, biological process: nuclear DNA replication; mitotic DNA damage checkpoint signaling; mitotic DNA replication checkpoint signaling. The record is from RefSeq and is a predicted model, not a curated record.
AAUCCCUUCCAAAUCUGCUUCAAAUUUAGGAAGCAAAGAAUUGAAAUCGGAGAGAAUUAAAGCGCGAUAAUCUAUCAACCCUAAUAAUCAAUUCUGCUAUUAACAACUUUGGAAUGGACAAGAGAGCAUUGUACCGAGCAAAGCUGAAGGAGCAGAAGCAGAAGCGAAUUGAUUCCCCUCUUGUAAGGUACAAUGAGCACGAUCAGCCUGUAUGUAGAGUGUGUGAUGUUGUUCUGAAAUCUGAAUCACAAUGGCCUGGACAUCAAGCAUCUCGUAAACAUCAUGAGGCCAUAAGUAAUCUCAAAGCUAAUGCUGCUGCAGCGAAAAACCCAAACAAUGUAAAAAGCGAACCUCCAAAGGAGUUGCCUAAAACCAAGCCUGAAAUUUCUGAGGGUGUAAGCCAUAAAGAACCUGAACCUUCUGCUGCAAUGUCCAAGCCUCGUGCAUCAUCUAUGCUUCCUCCCAAUUUUUUUGACCAGCAAGAGACAAAGAGGCCAAAAAUUGAUAAAGAUUCAGCUAGGUUGGGAGACCACGUAUCAAACAGAGAUCCUCCAGUUUCAGAUCGCAAUGAAGAGGUUGAACCGUCUUUGACAAGGUCUAGCAUUCAGGGCCUAUCUACUUCCAAGAAUGCUGAGACUAGAAGCAGGGAAGAUCCACGAUCUGGUGAAAAUGGACCGACGUCAAAAGUGAGUUCUGGUUCAGAUGCUAAGCAGGUCAAAGGAGCUCUCCCUGCAGGUUUCUUUGACAACAAAGAUGCCGAUUUACGUGCUCGUGGUAUUACACCAGUCAAACCAGAUGUCAAGGAUGAGUACAAAGAAUUUGAGAAGUUAAUCCAAGAAGACUUAAAAGAGGUUGACAACCGAUUAGAAGAAGAAGAGAUUGAUGCUGCAGAAAUGAUUGAAGAGGAAGUAUCUGUUGAACAGAGGGGCUAUAGGGAAAGACUUGAGAUGCUGAGGAAGAAGAAGAUGGAAGUUAAGGCUGCUAAGUCUUCGUUAGGCAGCAAAGAAAGUAAGGUUGCAAAUAAGGAGUCUAGUGAUGACGAAUCAUCAAGUGAUGAUGACAGUGACGAGAAUCUUACUGUGGACUGGAGGGCUAAACAUUUGUGAAGAUAACAAGGUUUUGCCUACUUCUGCAAGUCACUAAGAGAAUGAGCCAAAUGGUAAUAUGAUUGUUGAGGAAAGAGGUGAACAAGUCCAGAAUGGAAGAAACGAUACUGUGCUAAACAAGUCGAGAAUGGAAGAAACGAAGAGUGUCGUGCUGUUUGCUAAAGAAAUUUUGUACUCUUAUGAAUAUGUUUCGAAAAUUGUCAACAAAUCUACGUUCAUAUUCUUCGUAUGCACGCAUAUUGAGGCAAUGAGGUUAUUCCUUUGCACAUAGAUGAACACUUGCAAGUUGUAACAAUGUCUUUUUGGUAUUCUCUUUGUUUACACUGCAAAUUUUAAUGUCAUUCUUGUGCAAUAGUGAA